AUGGGCAAGUACAUGCGCAAGAGCAAGGCCUCGGGCGAGGUGGCCGUCAUGGAGGUCGGCGGCGCGCUGCUCGGCGUCCGCACGCGCUCCCGCACCCUCGCGCUGCAGCAGCGCACCUCCUCGCCGCUCAAGAGGGCCGACGACCCGCCCGUCGACCCCGGGGACUACCUCGAGCUCAGGAGCAGGAGGCUCGAGAAGCAGCCGCCGCCGCCGCCGCCGGGGACCAAGGACAAGGAGCCAGCCGCCGUCUCCGGGUGGAAGGAGCAGGCGGCGGCGUUCGCGGCCGAGGGAUUCGAGGCCGACCUCGAGGCCUCCUUCGGGGACAACGUCCUGGAUUGGGACGCCAUGGAGAGGAGUACCAGGGAGACGACGCCUUGCAGCCUGAUCAGGACCUCGGACACGAUAAGCACCCCUGGCUCCGCAACAAGGACCAGCAACCCUUCGCGCCGCAGGAUGCAAACGCCCAUCUGCCGUUACAUCCCGAGCUCUCUUGAGAUGGAAGAGUUCUUCGAUGCUGCCGAACGACAGCAACAUCAGGCUUUCAGGGACAAGUAUAACUUCUGUCCUGCGAACGAGUGCCCGCUCCCCGGACGGUACGAGUGGGCGAGGAUAGACUGCUAAACCAGGAGCUCCUUACUGAUUCUGUACACCAAAUGACGAUUAGCAGGGAUAUCAAGCCUGAGGAGGCGCAAUGCAAUAGCAUUAGAGUUUCUUUAUCUGCUGUAAAAAUUUAGAGUUAGCCCACCCGUAGUAGCUCUCAGUGGCCGCCUGGCUGAGUUUCCUAGCCUCACUGUAACCGUUAACACCUCAAUUCUGUAACCGAACCAUCUGCUCUAGGCCUAGCUUAGCACCUUAAUCAUCUGUAUCUCGAUUCAUCAGUUAUCAGAGCUAAAUUUUCUCUGCA
Molecule: messenger RNA, 904 nt
Organism: Lolium rigidum
Lineage: Eukaryota; Viridiplantae; Streptophyta; Magnoliopsida; Poales; Poaceae
Product: cyclin-dependent kinase inhibitor 5-like
Exons: 3
Coding region: 1-621 (206 amino acids)
Biological process (GO): negative regulation of cyclin-dependent protein serine/threonine kinase activity
Cellular component (GO): nucleus
Molecular function (GO): cyclin-dependent protein serine/threonine kinase inhibitor activity
Source: RefSeq, a predicted model, not a curated record